Ectocarpus siliculosus is the source of this 1611-nucleotide messenger RNA. NCBI's taxonomy places the organism in Eukaryota, Phaeophyceae, Ectocarpales, Ectocarpaceae. The record is from the annotation of a GenBank genome assembly.
AUGCGGGACAUCUGCUGGUGGUGCUGCAAUCUUCUUCCGUUCAUGCUCCUGCUGCUUCUGCCGUGGAUCGAGGGAGCGGCAGCAGCGGACGAACGCCCGCCGCCGCAUGGCAGCAGCAGGAGGUUCCAUGACCCCAAGGCUACAUUGUACGAGGUACUGGGCGUGUCGAAGCACUCCUCGCGGAAGGAGAUCAAGCGAGUUUAUCUCGGAUUGGCCCGCGUGAUGCACCCAGACAAGAAGGGGCCCUUCCGCAAUGACGAGGUUGCGAGCGAAGCAAACGACAUCUUUGUGAAGAUCAAGGAGGCGUACGAGACGCUCUACGAUCCUAUCCUGCGGCAACAAUACGACUUGACGGGCAUGAAAGAGGGGGUGAACAAUAUGCCGGGCGAAGAGGAACCGGAGGAGAGGUACCAAGACGCCCCCUUCGGCAUCUUCAUUAGGUUCGGCGGCGGGCGGGGGGGGCUCUCGUUUCGCUACAAAGGCCACGGGAAGAGGAGGGCGCCAGACUUGAUGGUGGCGCUGCCGGUCACCUUCGAGGAAGCGUUCGAGGGGAAGACGGCAAACGUGACCGUCGCUCGCGAGAGGUUGUGCCGCACCUGCGGGGGAACCGGCGCCUCCGAGCCCGGGGAAAUGCCCACGUGCAACCUGUGCGAGGGGAAGGGCUACGCCUACCACCUCUUCGCCGUUCACGAGUCCGGCACUCAGAGCGACCACCAUUCCCACGGUGAUCGGCACCAUCACGAUGACGACGCCUCCAGUGGAAACCCGAGGGGCCGCUGCUCGGAGCACCUUGACGGCCGAAGGGACGGCGUGAGCCACGGCGGCGGUGGGGAUGGACUGCCGGGCUACGCGCACGCGGUCAACACCACUUGCAAGGUUUGCGGCGGGACAGGAAAGGUGUCGGACGGGGGGUGUCCUGACUGCCGCGGACGGAAAGUCAAGGUGGAAACCGAAACGUUUGAGGUGACCCUCCCCGCUGGCGUUCUGCCGGGCCACGCUGUUAUCCUUGUCGGCAAAGGGAUCGAGCACCCCGACAAGCUUCCAGGGAGCGUUCAAGUGGUGGCUGUGCAGAAUGCCCACCCUAGGUUCGAGCGCCUAGGCGCCGAUCUCAUCUACAGGAAGAAGAUCUCGCUCAUCGACGCCCUCCUCGGGUUCGAACGCAUGCUAACCCUGCUCGACGGGACGCGUGUGCCCAUCGUCCACGACCAGGUUACCCUCUCCGGGUACCAACAGGAACUCCCCGGCCUAGGGUUUCCAGUGGUGGGAGGGGACGGGGAUAGGGGAUCCCUCGUGAUCGACUUUGAGGUGGACUUUCCGUCGAGGUUGCGGGAGGCUCACCUCGCGGCCCUUCGGGUCGUGCUAACGGAGGAAGAGAUCGCCCUUCUGGAGGACGUUCUGAAGCUCAUGUCGACGAGGAAGAGCAAAGCCCGGCCGCCCAUGGAGCCUCUAGAGUAUCUUUACACCCGGAUUUGCAGCAGUGACGACGAGGAUGACUUUAUCAACAACGGCAGCAACCCCCGUUGCGUUAUUGAUCUGGUAUGGUGGGCCCGACCGCAGCUCGACGACGACGACGACGGUAGUGACUACGAGUCUUACGAGGAAUUCCGCUGA